AUGAGUUCCUGGAAUUAUGGAGGAUCUUCUUCGUCUAAUCCAAUCGAUGACGAACCUAUCAUUCCAGACAUUGUCGAAGACUUUACUUCCGAUGAUUUUGAGGAAGACAAUGCAGACAAUCAAGAAAUUGUCCCGAUUCCUCCUAUGGAUUACAAUCCCUAUGGGGAAGUCCAACUACAAGAAGGCAUGCAAUUCGAUUCUAAAGAGGCAACGGUGUCUGCCAUCAAACAUUAUCACAUCACUAAUGGAUACAACUUCAAUGUGGUAGAAUCAAAACCGCAUCUUUAUGUUGCACGAUGCAUCCAUUACAACAAUGGAUGUCAAUGGCAUUCGACCCAAAUUGCUUCCAUUGUUUUUCAUUUGGUCCGCACAAAUCCAAGCAUUCGCAUCAAAAGCUUGGUCGCUGACAUCAAAAGUCGUUACAGAUACACAGUCACAUAUAGAAGAGCAUGGAUUGCGAAGGAGAAAGCAAUAACAAUGGAGUAUGGUGAUUGGGACCAAUCUUAUAAUGAAGUUCCCAGAUGGUUACUAGCUGCCCAACAAACCAAUCUUGGGACAAUUUUUCAACUUUCCGGUCCUCCAGUUAAUAUUGAUGCUGAGGAUGGAAGUUCCACAUACAUUAUGAAACGUUGCUUCUGGGCAUUUGGACCUUGCAUUGAAGGUUUUAAGUAUUGUAAACCUGUUGUUCAAGUGGAUGGAACCUUUUUAACAGGCAGAUAUCAUGCCACCUUGCUAACUGCAAUUGCUCAGGAUGGAAAUAGAAACAUAUUUCCUUUGGCAUUUGCAAUAGUAGAAGCUUAUGAAGUCAAACAACCUAUCGUGCAAGCAAAACUUUCAGCUAUGAGGUCCCAAUUCCCACAAGCAGUAGCUUAG
Vigna unguiculata (cowpea) is the source of this 873-nucleotide messenger RNA. RefSeq lists its product as uncharacterized. Gene Ontology annotation, molecular function: zinc ion binding. Lineage: Eukaryota; Viridiplantae; Streptophyta; Magnoliopsida; Fabales; Fabaceae. The record is from RefSeq and is a predicted model, not a curated record.